Molecule: messenger RNA, 3042 nt
Organism: Trichoderma virens Gv29-8
Lineage: Eukaryota; Fungi; Ascomycota; Sordariomycetes; Hypocreales; Hypocreaceae
Product: cation transporting ATPase
Exons: 3
Coding region: 1-3042 (1013 amino acids)
Biological process (GO): calcium ion transmembrane transport; intracellular calcium ion homeostasis
Cellular component (GO): plasma membrane
Molecular function (GO): P-type calcium transporter activity; ATP binding; ATP hydrolysis activity
Source: RefSeq, a predicted model, not a curated record
AUGGGAGAGACCGUUAUUGUCGUCACGAAUGGUGCACAAGACGCCAACGCCUCGUCGGACUCGUCGACCCUCUCCAGCAGCCAGGACGACCAGCCUCCUAUAGCGGAACCCCCCGACAUAUUAGCUAUAGAGAAGCCGCAUUGUCCUCAUACUCUAUCAGCCCGUCGAGUUGCUGAGCUCCUCAAAACCGACACCGAAGAUGGACUAAGUGUCGAGGACGCUGCCGCCCGCUUGGCGCGGGACGGCCCCAACACUAUCAAGGGAGCAAAGGGCAUCUCCAUCUGGGAGAUCUUUCUCCAGCAAGUUGCCAAUGCCUUGACCGCCGUGCUCAUUGCCGUCAUGGCACUGUCCUUUGCCAUUCACGACUUUGUCGAAGGUGGCGUGGUCCUGGCCGUCAUUCUCCUCAAUAUCAUCGUGGGGUUGAUCCAGGACUACCGCGCUGAGCAGACAAUCCAGUCGCUAUAUGCCCUGUCCACUCCCAAAUGCAAAGUCAUCCGCAAUGGUAUCAACGAUACCGUCAAGGCAGAAACCCUGGUCAAGGGCGAUCUGGUCUGGCUUUCCACUGGAGACGUAGUUCCCGCCGAUUUACGUCUGGUUCAAGGCAUCAAUCUCGCAACAGACGAGUCCCACCUCACGGGUGAAUCUGUAGCCAUCAGCAAGAAGCCCGACGCCAUCUUCAAUGAUCCAGACCUCCCCAUGGGUGACCGCACAAAUCUGGUCUACACUGGAAGCUCUGUGACUCGAGGCCGGGCGACUGGCAUUGUAAUAUCCACCGGAAUGCACACCGAGGUGGGCCAGAUUGCCGAGCUGCUGCGUCAAAAGAAGAAGCAGAACACAGGCUCUGGCCCCGUUAGCAGAUUCUUCAUCAACUGCUACCAGACUGCCAGGAACAUUCUUGGCCUAGAAGGGACGCCUCUACAAGUCACGCUAAGCAAGUUUGCUCUCCUGCUCUUCGCCUUGGCCAUACUGCUAGCCGUCAUUGUCUUUUCCGUUAGUUUGUGGGAAAUCGAUGACAAUGUGUUGCUGUACGGCAUCUGCGUGGGUGUCGCCGUUAUUCCGGAAUCCCUCCUUGCCGUGCUUACCGUCACUAUGGCUGUCGCUACCAAGGCAAUGGUUAAGGGCCAUGUAAUCGUUCGACAGAUGCCGUCUCUCGAGGCCGUUGGCGGAGUAACCAACAUUUGCUCCGACAAGACCGGCACUCUCACCCAGGGACGCAUGAUUGCUCGCAAAGUGUGGCUUCGAGGCGGUCUCGUUGGACUUAUUGAAGGCACCGCCAAUCCCUAUGAUCCAAGCAGCGGCACCGUGUCGUGGUCUGGAUCCCUCGUAGGAACUUGCUUCAACGCCUUUCUCGACACUCUGGUUCUCUGCAACAACGCCACCGUUACGGACGGCAAGAAGGAGCUCGAGACUGACUCUAGUAGUGUCACAACGGCCUUUGGGUCAGAUGAAUGGAAGGCAGUGGGGGAGCCUACGGAGAUAGCUCUCAAAGUCUUUGCUCUGCGCUUUGGAAAGAAUAGGACUGCCGGCGAUGAACUCGUCGCAGAGCACCCCUUUGACUCGUCGUGCAAACUCAUGAGUGUUGUCUAUGGUAAAGACGUUGAUGCAACGUCCCAAGUAUACACCAAAGGUGCCGUUGAGGUAGUCGUGCCGAAGCUUGAUGAAUCUGAAGAGCUGAAGCAGACGAUCCACGCCAAGGCGGAGGAGCUCGCUGCUGAAGGCCUCAGAGUGCUCUGCAUCGCCAACAGAACCCUGGAUAGGGAAAAAGAAGACCCCCACGACCGCGCCCAGGUUGAAAGUGGCCUCCACUUCUUGGGACUCGCCGGCCUGUAUGAUCCUCCUCGUCCAGAGACGGCUGGUGCAGUAUCGCAGUGUCGCCAGGCUGGUAUUGCCGUGCACAUGGUGACAGGCGAUCACAUCAAGACGGCAACUGCGAUUGCAUACGAAGUUGGAAUCUUGUCGCAUGACAUCCCCUUGUCUCCGACAACUGUCAUGUCGGCAAUCGAUUUUGGCAAUCUCACAGACGGCCAGAUCGAUGCCAUGGAUACCCUUCCGCUCGUCAUCGCCCGAUGCAGCCCCUUGACCAAAGUCCGGGUCAUCAAGGCAUUGCACCGCCGAAGGGCGUUUUGCAUCAUGACUGGCGACGGCGUCAACGAUUCGCCCGCUCUGAAGCAGGCUGACGUGGGCAUAGCCAUGGGCGAUAGGGGAAGCGAUGUGGCCAAGGAAGCGUCGGACAUGGUGCUGACGGAUGACAACUUUGCGUCCAUCGUGACAGGCAUCAAGGAAGGACGCCGUCUCGCAGACAAUAUCCAAAAGGUUAUACUUCUUUUGAUUGGGCUGGCCUUUAAAGAUGCGGAUGGAAUCGCCGUGUUUCCGCUGUCUCCGCUUGAGAUCCUCUGGGCUAACCUGGUUACCUCAUCACCCCUUGCUCUCGGCUUGGGCUUGGAAGAGGCGCAGCCAGACAUUCUGCAGCGCCCACCCCGCAGUCUGCGGUCGGGGGUCUUCACCCUGGAUCUGAUUCGGGACCAGUUCGUGUAUGGUACCUGUAUGGGAUCUCUCUGCCUGGCGGCUUUUAUGCUGGUGGCUUAUGCGGCUUCCGGGCGGGGCUACCAUGACCUGCCUAUUGACUGCAAUGAGCAUGGCCAUGACGGAUGCGGCCUCGUGUUUCGUGCCAGGGCUACGACGUUUGCUACGCUGAGCUUCUUGCUUCUGAUUACUGCUUGGGAGGUGAAGCACUUUCAUCGCAGUCUGUUCAACAUGGACGAGAGGUGGAAGGGUCCCUUGUCCGUCUUCAAGACGGUCUAUCACAAUCAUUUCUUGUUCUGGUCCGUCAUUGCAGGAUUCGUUAUUACCUUUCCUGUCAUUUACAUUCCUUAUGUCAACAAGGCUGUGUUUAAGCACCAGGCAUUAACGUGGGAGUGGGGUGUUGUGUUUGGCUGCGUGGCGGUCUAUGUUGUGCUCAUUGAAGCCUGGAAGGCCAUCAAGCGCCGUUAUAGCCUCGGCAUCGACAAGCAUCCUAACCAGGCAACCGUCUCGCAAGCGUAA